Molecule: messenger RNA, 8198 nt
Organism: Cygnus atratus (black swan)
Lineage: Eukaryota; Metazoa; Chordata; Aves; Anseriformes; Anatidae
Product: KIAA0825 ortholog
Exons: 21
Coding region: 198-4058 (1286 amino acids)
Source: RefSeq, a predicted model, not a curated record
GAUGUGGCGGCGGGGCCGUUCCGGGCCGUUGUCACCGACGCUCGGCGGUCGCCUUGGGGUUGCGGGCGCGGAGUCGAGCGGGACUUGGGGGCGCUCGGCCGGAACCACUGAAAAAACAGUUAAUUGAACAUUAUGCAUGGUCUCUGAAAAUCAAAGAAGAUUUCAGUUACAGAGAGAACAUACUGAAGAUUGUGAAUAUGGAGUGGGGAGGAGAGUAUUCUCUCGAUUCUUCCAAUUUAGACUGUUUGUUAAAUGUCCUUCCUGGAGAAUCAGAGUUUCAACAAGUCCUUAAUGAUAUUGAUGAAAAAAUAAAGAAGAAUUCUUCCAGCAUGGAACAGUGUCUUAAAGACCUGCAAUCAGAAGUAAAUGAAAUAUGUACUGAUGAAAUACUGCAAAGCACGAAUGACUGCCUUCAGUGGCUAAACAACUGCAAUUUUAUUUCUCUCAGACCUUCAUCUACACCACAUGGAGAGCUGAUGGAGUUCCUCAGGACUCUGCAAAGCUUGCUGAAAAAUGAGCAAAAUCAAGAAGAAAUGAUACUUCAGUUCCUUCUGGAUCUCUCUAGUCAGUGUGGUGUCUCAUUUCCCUGUACUCCAAGCGGGACGUCUUUUGAGUUUACAUCUUCCAUUCAUGCCAUUGAGGAUGAUUCAACUAUGGACAUGAAAUCUCUCUGGGAUGAUGUGAGAUUGCAUCUUCGACGAUUUUUAGUAAAUAAACUGCAAAGUCAAGAAGAAACAAAUACUAAUGCUUCGCAGCAACAAAUACAGUUUAAAACUCAGUGCAUACAGCAACUUUUGUUUCUUUACCCUGAAUCAGAAGUCUUAACAAGGUAUCAAAACAUGCAGAAUAAACUGGUUAGUGAUCUUCUACAGAACUGUAUUUUGUCUGGCUCUGGUGAAACAAAUUUUGAUAAAGUCGUUCAUGGCUACCAAAGUUCAAUACCUACAUUAUGCACAAUGAUAAAAGAAGAUUUCUAUGUAUUAAGUGGAACUAUUGACCCUUCUUCAUCAUUGAAGUUUAUUAAUGAAACUUAUCUGGAUACCAUCACUGAAGAAAUAACAGUUCUUCUUGAAAGACUUUGCGAGCUGCAGUUCAAAGAAAAUGCUCUGCAUAUAGUUAAGGCAAACAAGAUUUCAAAGAAGCAUAGAGGAACAGUUCAUGCUGUGGCCUCCCAGGAAUACCACAAAAAAGGAAGGAAUUUCUGUUUAACGUUGUAUCAACUCAAGUGUCUUUCUCAACUCAUCAAACUCUUUUUAUUAAUGGAAGAAAAAAUUGAAGAACUCUCCACAGAAAUUUUGUUGGUGCCUUUAUUUACUGAGAAGAAUAAGAAUGUUGAAGGAGUUCUGAAGAAAGCUAGUGGGGAGCUUUUAAUAGGAGAAACUAGAGCAAAUGAAACCAAUGUGCUUCCUGAACAGUUACUUCAUGUAAAAGAGCCUACUUUACUGAAUUUUGGUUGGAGAAAUGCGUUUAAAGACCUGUCUUCUUCUGUGGCUCACUAUAUAACAAUAGCAAUUGAGGAUUUUUCAACUAAAAUUCUUCAACAUGAGCAGAAAGAACAGUCUUCAGCUGCAGGCUAUGCAAUGAGUCUUGUAAACAACCAGCAAAUGAGGGAGUCCUGCAGAGCAGUCCAACCGGAGGAGCAACCAAAACGAAUUGCUAAGUUUUGUUCUGACAUCAUGGAAGAACUUGACACAUUGCUUCCAUUGGCUCUGGCAUGCAGAGAUGAUUCUCUUCAGGAAAUUAGAGCAAACUUUAUAGAGGCCUGCAGCAAAGUAGCAACAGCUGUCCUGGCAAGACUAGAGGAGAAAAGCAAAGACGUUCCCUCCAAGGCUCCUCUACAAAACUUGUAUGCUGCUCUUUCCACAGCGAUCUAUGUCUUUCAGCAUUUUACGAUGUAUAGCAAUUUAAUGAGAGAAAACAGCAAAAAACCCCUGUUCCUAUUGCCUGUCCAACAAUAUCAGGAAUUCAUCAACGUUCUCCAGUUUCAAGUUACGAACUACUGCGUCAGAGUUUGUGCUACAAGCAUUUUACAGGAUGCUGAGAGCCACCAUUGGGAUGACAACAAAGCUUUUUAUGAGGGGGAAAGAUGCUCAUUCUCUGUCCAGAUGUGGCAUUACUUCUGCUGUGCUCUUCAUCAUGACCUAUGGACCAUUCUACCUCCCAAGUUAGCCCAGGAGAUUCUUACCGAUGUUCUAGAGCAAUCUUUAGCCGUGCUGUCCUCCAGAUAUAUGCAGGCCUGUCCCAGUUACAAGAGAACCCCACAAAUCAGAAUAGAUAUUGUAGCAAUUUUGAUGUCCACUGAAAACAUGCUGUGGUCAGUUUGCAGUUCAGUACAGGAAUUUCUGAAUCCACAUGAAGACAGAGAUCUCAAGAUCUAUAAAAUACAUACCCACUGCAAUAAUCUGCUCUCUGUGCUAGCUAUUUUAACUUCACCACUGAAGAAUUUGUAUGAGACAUUUCUGAACAAUUCUGGAGAACAUCUUCCUCAAGUUAUUUCCAAAGACUUUUAUCACCCAUUACACUGGUUAUUUUGCAUACCAUCAUCCUUUCCUUCCUUACUGAAGAGUCCAUCAGCAGGAGAAAUGGAAGCCCAGGGUCAACUGAAACUGCUCUUAUCCCAGCCACAUUGUAAUUUGCACUUGCUUUUGGAAACCUUGCUACAUCAUGAUUGUCUCUUAGUGAGAAUUUUACUGAGAAGUUCAAGAAGUGAAGUAUUGAAUUGCGAUGAACGAAGUUCCCUCUCAGAACAGAUAAAUAAAAAAGAGCCUACUAUGAUUGAAACAAUCUUCACAGUAUUAUCUCACUGCAUUUUGUCACCUAAAUCACUAGGAAUUGCUUUUGAGACCUACAUGGAAAAAGAGCACUUGUGGGAUUACUUAUACAGCAUGACAGUUUCCAGUUGUGGCGAGUUGGAGCCAGAGGUUAUCAAAUGCUUGAAGCUGACUUUGAUUAAUUCAGUCAAGGGUAUAGUGAAGCAGAUAAUUUCUUUGAUGAAUUCGUGGGAGGCAACAGAAAACUAUGGAACAUAUCAGCACAAGCAAAUAGUUCCUGAAAGUUUACUGAAAACAGUUCCAAAGGAAUGGAAUUAUACACCUCGGGAAAUGAAGAGAAAGGAGUCUGGGAAAUGCUUCACGAGGCUUGCAGCUCAGGCAGUAUCUAUUGUAAUCAGCAAGUUACCUACAGUGAUUGCAUGUUUGCCUCCCCCAAUUAAGUACUUCUAUUUUCUGGCUGAGAGAAAAAUGUCAAGAAACUUUGCUGAAUUGAAGAAAGCUGGUCUGCUUGUCUGGAACUUGAUUGUAAUUAUAUGUCGGAUAUUUGAGGAUGGAAAUACUGCAGAACUUUUAACAGGUGCAACACUUGACAGAUGGAGCAAAGAAAAACUCAGUUUAAUUCGUGUGUGCUUAGAAAGUAUUAUGGGAAAACAGAAAAGUGGUCCUAAACAAGUGACCCAGAAGGUUAUACAGAGCAUUGAACAGCAAAGACCAAACUGGAUCGAAAGCCAGUUGCUGAAGGCAAGAAAAUUGAGCACAGACUGUGGCUCGGUUGCAGUGGAAGGUGCACCGUUAGAGGAAGAAGGCAUUGCACUUGGAUUCACUGAGCAGAAAAUAAACAUGAUGGUCCUGGAUAUCUGCCACAAGCCAGGUGGCAGCGAGUACCUGAGGCAAAUUUAUCACAUCAUCCAGCUCAAUGAGGAAUAUUUGAAAGAGCAGCUGUCUUGUAAGAAUUACUCUGAAGAGAGUGUUACCUCCAAUCAAUGCCUGCCUUUGACACUGAAGGGCAGAGAAGAGCAGGCUGUCUUCAAUCCUUUCCAGGUGUACAGCCAAUCUUGUGCAAAAGUGUUCAAUCAGUCAACCAUUACUGAAUGGAACUGGGAUUGGUCAAAUUUCCUGCCAAAUUAUUUGGGACUGAAGCAGAUGACCUUCAGGGUGCUGCUGGCACACAGAUGGGAGAUGAAAGAAGGUGCAGAUCUGGAAGACGAGGAGAAAGUUAUGGUGGAACACUUAAAAAAUGUUUAUUUGACACAAAGCACUCCUACCUCAGAGGAUAAAGAAGAAUAAUUACCUUGACAGGUUUCGGGUAGCACCUUUUUCUGAAUUCAACAUGAUUAACUUAAUGGCUUAGUUAUAACUGACAGGAGUAGAAAUCUCAGGAAUAUAUAUCUUGAGUAGGAGUUUUAAACUAAAGAAUGUUCCCCUGUUAUUGUCUAGUCACCCCAUCCAAGCAGCAGUUGUUAACACAUGCAUAAGACAAGCAACAAUAUAUGGAAAUGUCAAUGUCACAAAACAAGGAAAGAGUUUCUUGAUACUGUGGAGGCUUAAACCUGAACGACAAACCAAGAGCUGCUUUAAAAUUAUAAAACUCACAAUGGCAUCUAAAAAUAAGGCAAUUUUGGACACAUUCUAAGCAAACACCAGUGAUGUGUUGGCAUCUACCAUUCGGUACCUGGCUGGUGUCGGAGCAGAGCUCAAGGACCUCUUCUUUCUCUUGGUGCUUGUGUUCUGCUUAGUGCUGGCACUAAACCACACAAAAGGGGUGGCAAAGGAUGGGUUUGGGCCACAGGUCUGGAGUCCUUGUUGAGUCGCUCUGGGAUGGGUACAGCUGGCCAUUAUUCCCAAGCAAAAACGCACCACAUUAUUGCCCUCACAAAGUCCGGACUUGGUGUCCAGCGGGUUAUGGCUUCAAAGACUGAUCAUAGUGAAACCUGCUGGCAGCAUUCAAGGUUUUGAGAUGGAUCUUUUCAUUUUUAAAAAUAUAUAUAUUCUUAGCCAGUGAUCAAAGGACUAUCUUAACAGUGAACUGAGAAUAGAAAGUAUAUAGAAGCCUAUAUUUAUUUCUGAUAAAUAUAGUAAAAUUUCAUUUUCAAAGUAAGCCCUGUCUAAUACACAGAUUUCCCAAAUACUGUUUUUUGUUGUUGCUGUUUCCAGUUAGAGAUCUUGCUCAUAGAUUAAAAAUACCUAUUGAGUUAGGCAAGAGCCUACUUUGACAAUAAUUUUUAUACAGAGGUUGUGGUUAGUAUUUCCAUAGUUCUCUAAAAAUAAUCCAUCAUUUUUCUAUUUGCUUCUUGCAUUGGAAGUCCAAGGUAACUAUCUCCUCUGCCUGAUGAUGGAUUCUGGCGAGAUCUUGGUAAGGCUGUAAUCUGAGCUGCAGUUUUGCCUAUUCCCAGUGCAUCUUCUCACAGAUGCUAUUAUGGACACAACUCAGACCACUUGAAUAGGAAGGGAGGCAUAUUUUUUUCCUAAGAUUUCAGCAGCAGCAUGGGUAAUCCUAAAAGUAAUGCUGCCAUAGGGUCUAAUCUGAAACGCAGUUUUUCCUCCUCUUAAUUGCUCUUUUUUUUAUCAUGUAUAUAAAAUAUUUGACCAUUUAAAAUGAAAAUGGGGACUGCUGCUUCUUACAAAUCUCCAAAGAUCUUGUUACAACACUGCAUCAACAAAAGGGAUAUGUGGCACUGGUACUUCACAAACGCUAAAAAUAUUAUUUAAAAAAUAAAACUGACUUUUUCCUCUACCAGUGAUAUUGUCAUUUCGGAAUAUAAAGAAGUGAUGAAGUGUAAAAACAGUUUUUCUUUUCUUUGUAUUUCACCUUUAAAGAUUAGUUGUGGUUUUAAGGCUUAAAAAAUGGCUACAGGGAUUGCCUAUUAUGGCAGGUGCAGUAUUCUGACACGAGGCAUACAUGCUCCAAGCCAUACUAAUACUGUGUCUGGGCUUGUGGAAGUUGGAGUUAGAAUAUACUUUCCUGUUUUAGCAAAAUCUAUUGUACAUAAUUAAAUUUUUGUGUAGUCAUGUAAAGCAAAUUUCUGUCUACGUGGUGGAACUGACUGAAAUACAGUUUGUGAAAAAGCUCUGCUUCUGGGAAACCCUUAUUAUGAAUACGAUAAACUUUGCAAGUGAAAUAAGCUAACCCUCACUUGCUCUGAAAUGGGUGUGCCCAUAUGUGGGGUGAUUCCAAACUGGUUAUGAUGCUUUAAAUUCACAACACACCUGGUUCUGGAAUAAUCUAUAAACAGUCAUGUUAAAAAAAAUCAUCUUUAUGCCCCUUCCUCCCUUUUCUCCCAGCCAAAUUAAUUCAGCAGUAACCCAGUGGGUUAAGAAAGACAAUUUUUUCUUUCUUAGCAGUAUAUUUAUAAUCUUUACCAGUGUGAAACUGAGAAGCUAGAAUAACUAGCCUGAAUAAAAGCUGUACCUUUGCACAAUGCUUUAUUUGGAUGUUUUCCUUAUCCAAACCUAUAUGUAUGUAUAUAUGUCUUUUAGAGUCUGAAUGAAGGAUAACGUGUUUGAAGUUGAACCUGUCCCUCAGUGAGAAAUAGCAGGGCUUGGUUUGUUUGCAGUGUAGUGAUCCUAUUAACUGACCUUCAGGGUAUAAAAGAAAUAUCAUCAUGGCACCAUCACUUAUGCUGAACACAUGCUUUUGUAACAGUCACAUUUGUUCAAAGAAAUUACAGUAAUAAUAAGAGUCGUACUACUAAGAUUGCUAAACAUACCAUUAUUUUAUCAAGACUGCUUACUUUAAACUUAAACCCUUAAUUGAAGAAAAAUGAAAGACACUUGGAAGAGCUGAUUAUUUUUACAUUGUAAGGUGUAUAAAAUCAGGAGUGCUUGUAUAACAGAUUUCUACAUUCUUUGGCACUUUAAAAAUAAAUAAUAGUUCUAUAUUCUUAGACAAAGUUCUUCUGAUUCAAUAAUUGACUUAAGAUUGCUUUAAUUCUGGAGAGCAAUAGGUUCACAAUGCCACAGUGUUCUGCUUUUGUAUUUUAAGUACUGUCUCUUUCUCAGUACUUGUUGACCCAAGAAUGUCUCACGUUUACAUUUAGUCUUAAUAAAUUAAGGCAAUGACGGCCAGAUUUGCUGGCUGCAAUACUGUCCCUGUGUUGCAUGACUAGUGCAGUCUGACCACAUUAAAUGCUCCUGAAAGAGAGUCAAAAAUCAGGAUAAAAAUCUAUUAUGUACAGCAGACCUUUCCGGAUGGGCAAAAACUGGCCUUGUUGGCUCAGCACGUAGCUUAAAACGAAAUUAUUAUACUUACACAAGUGAAUUGGAUCAGAUAACACAACUUAAGUACUUAAGGAUUGACAUUAGAGCUGACACCUAAUUCUCAUUUAAUAUUUUAGUAUGCUAAGCUCUCUUUACUAAACUGUGGCUAAAAUGAGAGACUUUGUGGCAAGGAAUGCCUGUAAUUAUGUUUGUUCAAUAUCAAGUUCAGGGUGCUCCAAGUCUUAGCAUCUUGGUACUUUUGAAAGGCAGUCAAUGAAAUUAGAAGCAGGGCAAAACUGAGAUAGCAUUAACAGUAAAGACACUCCAGGAAGACAGACGAGAGAGAGAGAAUUUUGGAAAAUGACAGACACUGAGACAUACCCCUGCCUUUUAGUGACUGCUGGCCUGACAAACAGUCUCCCAUAGAUCACACUUUAUUUUGGCAGAGGGCUUUUGUAAAGACCACAGGCAACAAAGCUGUUUGUUCUAGAAAUACGCAUGAUGGUGAAUGGAUGUUCUCUAAUUCAUCUCCACAUCCUCACAGCAGUGCAAGAUAGGCAUAAGGCCUGGCUUCUUCUAAUUAGUCUCCUCACACAGAAAUAUUCCAUCUUCCUCUCAGAUGGGAGGUCUUAGCAAAAUAGUACUGAAUCUUAUCUACAGAAAGAUAUCAAUUAUAUGCUGACAUAAAACUAUUUUAUGGAACUCCUUAAAAAUACAUGCAAUCAUUCGUAGUGAAAGACAGAAUUCAAACUUACAAGGCACUAAUUGAAAGACUGAGCAAUUAGACUUAUAGCCUUAUGCUUGAAACAAGAGAGUAACUUGAUGGCAGUGGGAAGACUUCUAAGCAAGAAUAUAGAUCUCAAGUGGGUCUUGGCCGAUGGGAAGCUGCUUCCCUGCAGUAACCAUCUGUGUGGUAAGCAGUGGCAUGAGUGGAAGCAGCAGCUCUAAAACAGUUAAAUGUAAGGCCCAGGAAUUGGACAAGUGUGAGCUUGGUUUUCCCUCUAUCAAUGGACCACAAGACUUGGGCAGUAGACUAAACUGACUGGUGUUAUAAGGCAGGUAGUAGGGGAAAUGCAUAUAAGGUCUUGAGUAGUUUGGGUGUCAAGUUUGCCUUGUAAUACCCACCACUAAAAUGCUUCAUCUGAACCAGAUGCUUCAUCACUACCUUUCUCUGUAGCAAAAGCAUCUGAGCACAGUUUACAUCAAAUGAAACAACUCCACAAAGCCGAC